This is a messenger RNA of Nelumbo nucifera (sacred lotus), 1248 nucleotides long. It is a transcript of the gene AL1, whose product is annotated as alfin-like 1. Gene Ontology annotation, biological process: regulation of DNA-templated transcription. Gene Ontology annotation, molecular function: transcription coregulator activity; histone binding; transcription cis-regulatory region binding. Gene Ontology annotation, cellular component: nucleus. The record is from RefSeq and is a predicted model, not a curated record. NCBI's taxonomy places the organism in Eukaryota, Viridiplantae, Streptophyta, Magnoliopsida, Proteales, Nelumbonaceae.
CACUUGGCCCUGGGCGCACAUCAGACAAGUGCUCGUUAAUCCCAAAAAGGAGAAACGGUAUUUUCUCUCACACGUCUCACAGAGGUAAAAAAUGGGGGAAUUUGUUGUUGCGCUCCUUCGACGGGCCUCGGUCUCUGACGAGUGACGAACAAUGCUCGCCUCGUUCGCUUACAGUCUCUGCAACGUUAGUCCAUCGAAGCUUGCAAUCCACGAAACAAUCGAUCUCUAUUCCCAACUUUAACGUCAGUCGUACCGUAGCAAACGCCUUGCUAUGGAAAUGGCCUCGAUUUCUUCGGGUCCUCGUACGGUAGAGGAGAUCUUCAAGGAUUAUAGUGGUCGAAGAGAAGGCAUCAUUCGAGCUUUGAUCUACGAUGUCGAUGAAUUCUACGCACUUUGCGAUCCAGAGAAAGAUAAUUUAUGCCUAUAUGGACAUCCUAAUGAAACUUGGGAAGUUACUCUUCCCGCGGAGGAAGUUCCUCCGGAGCUUCCCGAGCCGGCAUUAGGAAUCAAUUUCGCAAGAGAUGGGAUGAACCGCAAGGACUGGCUUUCUUUGGUUGCUGUGCACAGUGAUUCUUGGUUGCUCUCCGUGGCUUUCUAUUUCGGUGCACGCCUUAAUCGCAAUGAGAGGAAGCGUCUAUUUAGUUUGAUUAAUGAUUUGCCCACGGUAUUUGAAGUCGUAUCAGAAAGAAAGCCUGUUAAAGAGAAGCCCAGUGCAGACAGCGGAAGCAAACCCAGGCUUAGCACAAAAAGGUCAAGUGAUGGGCAGGUGAAAAGCAACUCAAAGUUGGCUGACGAGAGCUAUGGGGAGGAUGACGAAGAACAUAGUGAAACACUUUGUGGAAGUUGUGGGGGGAAUUAUAGUGCUGAUGAGUUCUGGAUUGGCUGUGACAUCUGUGAGAGGUGGUUCCAUGGAAAAUGUGUGAAAAUAACACCUGCGAAGGCUGAAAACAUAAAGCAGUAUAAAUGUCCUUCUUGCAGCUUGAAGCGAGGAAGGCAAUAGUUACUAAAGUCAGUGGGGUUAAACAUUGUUUUUAGUGGCUGACAUUGUAGCUGUAGCCUGUAGCGGUUGAAAAUAUACGGUGUGGUACUUCAGUUUUUAGCUGGAAUCAUGUCCAAUUUGUGGGUAUUGUAGUUAAGCUUUCUAUCCAAGGAUGUCUAUUUCUUUGUUUCCUAAUACGUAUUAUAUAUUGCUAUAUUUGUAUACAAUUUUAUGAAUAUCGAUCAUUUAGAACAUUUGCUUUCAAGCUA